GUGUGAUCUGCGCGCUGCGUGUAUGGAGGAAGCAGCUGCUGAUCUGAUCUCUGACAUUGUGUGAGACAGACAUCUGAGUAAGCUGCGUACAGACGUGUCUUAAAACAUACCUCACCGAGGCACGCCGUGCAUGAUUACCUCUUUGAUUUAAUGGGUCCAAUCAUUGGGAUGUCACCAGAUAAGAAAACGGAAAUUCCGGGUAUGCAAGAGGAGCGGACAGGGCUCAGAGGUGUUUGUGGUGUGGGAACACUGCCUGAGGCGGAGUGUGCGUCCAGUCCGCUGGCGACCAGCGUGGAUCGUACUGGAGGCACAGAGGAUGAGGAGCUCACCAACCUCAACUGGCUGCACGAGAACCUGCUUCAGAACUUCACUCUGGGAGGUCCGGAAGCUCAGCCCAGCGGCAGUCCCCUCUUUGACAUAGAGGGAGACUAUGGGUCCAACCAGGGCCCGUCCUCCUCCUCCUCAUCUUCGUCACACAGCAGAGGCAGGGAGCGGGACUCAUUGAAGUCAAAGCCCCCUUUCUCGUUUUCUCUCCUCAUCUACAUGGCCAUUGAGCAGUCUCCCAGCAAAUCUUUGCCUGUUAAAGAAAUCUAUGGUUGGAUUCUCGAGCACUUCCCUUAUUUCUCCAACGCUCCCACUGGCUGGAAGAACUCAGUUCGUCACAACUUGUCCCUGAACAAAUGCUUCCGCAAGGUUGAAAGGAGUUUGGGAAAGGCCAAUGGAAAAGGUUCUCUCUGGUGUGUUGACCCUGAGUACCGCCCCAACCUGAUCCAAGCCCUUAAGAAGCAGCACUUCCCUGCCGCACAUGCCUUCUGCACACCACCCGCCUCCCCACCCAGUGCCUCUUCACCCCCUCGUCAUCUCUUUCUACAAGGCUGCUCAUUCAAAGAGUCUGACAUUGAUGCUGCCACUGCCAUGAUGCUCUUAAACUCUGCCCCCGGGCACCACGUUGACCCAUGCAAUUCUGACGGCCCACUGGACCUCUCCCGACCCGACUCUGUCCUGGUGAGCAGCGAUCCCAAGCAGGACCACAACUACAGCAGUGUAGCCCUGCAGCGCUGCUCCUCCCGUUCCUCCUCUUCGUCUCUUUCCUCCUUGGAUGAAGGAGGCUGCGACGGCAGGCAGUCUCGCCGCGCCGGCAGCGAGGGCUUCCACAGCGACGAGGACUCCGACCUCUGGGACGAGAGGGGCGUCCACCAGACGUCUCGACGUCCGCCCGCCAUCAAGUGGCCCGUCGGUAAGAGGCCACGACGCGAGGUCAAGCCAGAGCUGGAUGAGGAGCUGAAGGAAGCCGCCGGCUCCUUGCUGCACCUCGCCGGUAUACGCAGCUGCAUGGAGGGCUCCAAACGUACUGUCAAGAGCACAAAACUUAACAGGAAAUGAGGAUUUUUUUUCUUCUGCCCCCAUCAGACUCCGGACCCUGUGAACCCUAACCUCUGACCCCUUAUCGUGUGUCCCAGUGUGCCUCCUUCUCCUUAUCUGAUCGUUCAUUGGCCAUUUCGAGCCUUUUUUUUUCUUUUUCUCUUUUUUGGGAAUAUCCCUGUUCAACAAAACAAAUGGCAAUAGUAUCGUUCACACAGGAGAACAAAGCCAUAUAGAGACUUUUGUAACUUCGGGGGUAACUGCUGGGGGUGGGUGUUUGGGCUAUGGAGAACCAUCAAGAAACCUAUCUAUCCAAAACGACCUGCCUGCUUCUGUUGGAUUAGAAGAUUGUGAUUCAAGAAUUUUCCUCUGAGAGACAAAAUGGGAAAAGCUGAAGGUUUUAUAACUCAAAGCGUUGCAUGCUUCCUCCUCAAACCUGUAUCCUCUUCCAAGUGAAUCUAUUUAUGAAGCGAAUGAGUGCAUGUUUGUAACAGACAAAAUCUAACCUCCUGGUGUUAUCAGUUUCUCCUUUUGUGCUAAAGAAAAAAAUGCCACUGUUUUGAAAGGAAUUCUCGCUCUACGAAUCCUCUUGUGAGAGAGAUGCAAUAAUUAAUCCACAACCUUAACUUUUUGACAUUAUUUCAUGGUGGCAUUUUUCAGAGUCGAGUAUGCUAGUAAAACUUUACAAUUAAGAGAAUGAAUGGAGUCAUACUAUGAUCUUGUUAUGCGAUAAACUUUAUUACACACGAGCUCUGGCUCUGUUUCAGGAUUAGCAAGAUGUGGAAAUAGUAUUACUCUGCCACUGCCAAAUUUAGUUGCAAAGUUAGCACUACUUUGCUCAGUUUUGCACGGCCGUUACCGUGCCAUACAAGUGAAGUCUGUUUUCUAUUUUUUGCAAAUCCACCGCUCAUCCUGUCGACCCCUUUCAUUCAUCAGUGUGUUUCUGACAUUUACUGUGCAGACAGAGCAUUUUCUCAUGUUUGGUGACAGCCUAUGCAAAGUGAACAUCUGCCAUGUGUUGCCAGAUGUUCACUGCGUGUUCAUAGGUUAUCCUCCAUAAAUUUUAUUUGUAUUUUUGUGUGUGUGUGUGUGUGUGUGUGUGUUUGCGUGCGUGUGUGUAUGUGUGUAUCAUAGUGCAUGUUGACUUCAGCUUAAACCUGAGAUGACGAUGUUGACAGAAAAGAGUUUGAAAUGGCCAGACACUUUUCUUCUUCUGACAAAGUAGUCAUACUGCUCCAAUGAGUGUGAUUGGUGUAAUGACACAUCUCUGUGCUACAGCUGUAUUGUAGGGCUGCUUGGUACUCUGCUUGCUUCUGCUCCCUUUUGAAUGCAGAGCUGGUUCAUAGUCAGAAACAGGAGCGGGCAGUAAAUUACCACAGCUUCUUGCUCCAUUAUUUGAGUUUGCAGUUUGUUUAUACCUCCAUGUGUUCUCCUUGUGUUUUGAACCAUGUACUUUAGAAAAUGACGAAAAGUACACAGUCAGUGCUCUGGUGGAGAAGUUAAUUCACAACUCGAGGCAAAGUGUGUCUGUUUCCAUUCAGAUAAAUGAAAGGUGCAGAGCAUAUUCAUGUGUAAACAACAACAAGGGGACAAUGAUGUCAUGGUCAGACAGAACUGGACUCUGUGUGUGCAGUUGCUCGCAGGCGAGAUGUUGAAGACCUGUGCUGCUCUCAUGUUGUGGCCUCAGUUCUGGCUGGCCACUGGUGUCACGUCCUUGCUCUUCCUCCUAGAACAAAAUAAGGAAGUGCACACUCUCUUCUCGCGCUGUGAAAUGGAGUGUUUAUUGUCAGUUGAUUGCAUGCAGUUCACUGGGGGGGAAGUUGUGUAAAAGGCCACAAUUGUCGUUAGUUUUUAAAGGCUCCGUACUCACAGCAUACAGUACAAGGUAGCAUGGAAGCGCACAAGGGCAACAAACUAAAAAUUCUACAAUUUUUUUUCCCACAAACUGCAUCACAUCAUGUCACAGUGACUGUUAGUAUAGCAUGCAUGGUCAGUGCCAAACAUUUUCUUGUGCCACUGAUGUAAAACUGCAACGGGCCAUGGUCACUAUAUUCCCCUGCUGCCACAGUGUAGUUGUGAUUUAGAGCAACAAUGCCCUACUUUUCUGAAUCAUCCGAACAGGAAAUGGGAGAGGGCUCUAGUCAGUGCAGUGACUUAACCAAUCUUUUGGUUUAUUUUUGUCGCUUUAGAGUGGGAACUGAUCUUAGCAGAGUAAGCUGCUGUUCUCAGAAGUAAUACUUGCAUACACUGGUCUUGUUUAGCUGUGAAAAAAAGAACAAAAUAUUGUUCAUUAAUCAUCACCUUAUUUAUGUUAUUAAUUUAUGGGAUUAUUGAAUGCUAUCAAACACUGGUCAUUUGAAAGGAAUGGCUAGGCACAUUUAUUUUUUCCCUCUGUGAACUCUUAAUAAGUAUUUUGUUUUUCCUCCUCAUUUUAUUUUACAGCAAUACACCUUUCUUCUUUCACUAUAUUAUAGUGAUUAAGUAUUUUGCCAAUGUCUGUUGUCUUUAGAACGGGUGUUUUUUUGUUUUUGUUUUUUUUCAAUUUAACCAUGACUGCCAGGUUUUCUUGAUGUUUUGUUUUGCUUUGUGUUAGACUGGAUAGAAGACAGUUAAUUAACAUUGAUCCUGAAACCUUUUGUUGCCAAAAUUGAUGUACAGCUGGGGUGUAAAGUGUAAGAUGGACACAUUCCCCAUGAAGGUGAUUGAAUCAUUUUUACAUUUGUCUCAUGUUUAUGUCUAGAUAUUAUGACUAAGUAGUCACAAAUUUAAGAUUAGCUCUCGAUCUCAGCGCAGAUUAGAAUCUUAAAAAAAAUAAACAAAUACUGCCACUCAUAAUUCAUGCUUCCAGGUAUUGUUAUGGGAUGUUGAAAUGUCUUGAAUAUCUGUGAAAACUGGAUCAGACUAACUCAGUCCCCCCUGGCUGCUGCUGUGUAGUUUCCGAGCUACAUUUAAGUAUGUGGAAAAAUGCAGACAAAUGAUGGAGAGACGUGUAGAGGAAAAUCUCACUCAUUCUUUCUGUAGCACUUGCAAAAGAAACGUGUAUUGGUCUCAAAGUGACACUGAGUCAGUGAGUUGAUCUGCAGAUGAGCUACCUAAAUGUUUUGGGGUCCGACUUACCAAACUCAAAACCCAGUUGCGUCAUUGCUCAACAUUAUUGAAAAUUGAUCAUGUGAUUCUAAAAAUUCUGUUGCAGUUCCUAUGGGUAUGAUGAACAUUUUGUUGCAUUUGACAAAGCUGCCAACCCAGUAUGAGUUUGUCAGUUGUCUGCCAUAUCUAUUGGACCGACACACCUUUUGGUUUUUGUAUGCUAACCUCUGUUGAUAAAAUGUUUAUAAGAUUUAUUUUCGCCAAAGAUAUGCAAUUGCAUUAUAUAUGGUAUUACAAAAUAUUAAUAAAAACCUGUUC
Molecule: messenger RNA, 4767 nt
Organism: Chelmon rostratus (copperband butterflyfish)
Lineage: Eukaryota; Metazoa; Chordata; Actinopteri; Chaetodontiformes; Chaetodontidae
Gene: foxn2a
Product: forkhead box N2a
Exons: 6
Coding region: 151-1383 (410 amino acids)
Biological process (GO): regulation of DNA-templated transcription
Cellular component (GO): nucleus
Molecular function (GO): cis-regulatory region sequence-specific DNA binding; DNA-binding transcription factor activity
Source: RefSeq, a predicted model, not a curated record